GCCACGCCCUCUGGCAGCGUGGGUUUGGUUGCGCGGCCGGCGGGGAAGGAGACGCUGCCCUUCCGCGCGGAGCGAUGGGCUCGCGGCCCUGUGGAGGGACCCUCUGGUAUGCGUGUCCCUGUCCUGCUGAGGUGUGGAUGGUGCCCAGGACCUGGCUAGCCACCAGCUGAAGACGUCCUACUUGGGAGCCCCUGGUCCCGCAGGCUCUGGCCCGGGUGCCCACCCUGCCAUGGCGUUCCGGCGGACCGAGGGCAUGUCCAUGAUCCAGGCGCUGGCCAUGACUGUGGCCGAGAUCCCCGUGUUCUUGUAUACCACCUUCGGGCAGUCUGCAUUCUCACAGCUUCGUCUGACGCCAGGCCUGCGCAAAGUCCUCUUUGCCACCGCCCUGGGGACCGUGGCCUUGGCCCUGGCUGCCCACCAGCUGAAGAGGCGCCGGCGGAGGAAGAAGCAGGUGGGGCCUGAGGUGGGCAGCGAGCAGCUGGGCACGGUGCCUCUGCCCUUCCUCAUGGCCCGGAAGGUGCCCUCGGUGAAGAAAGGCUACUCCAGCCGGAGGGUGCAGAGCCCCAGCAGCAAGAGCAAUGACACCCUCAGCGGCAUCUCCUCCAUUGAACCCAGCAAGCACUCGGGUUCCUCUCACAGCCUGACCUCGAUGAUGGCGGUGAACUCAUCCAGCCCCACGGCCGCGUGCUCCGGACAGUGGGAAGCCCGUGGGAUGGAGGAGUCCGUGCCCGCCACCGAAGGGAGUGCCGAGAGCCUCUAUGUGCAAGGCAUGGAGCUGUUUGAGGAGGCGCUGCAGAAGUGGGAGCAGGCACUGAGCGUGGGCCAGCGUGGAGACAGUGGCGGCACCCCUGCACCUGGGGACCCCCUGCGGCACGUGGAGCCGGCCUCCGAGGCGCCGUCAGAGCCAGAGUCACAGCGGAGGGAGUUUGCAGAGAAGCUGGAGGUACUGCUGCACCGCGCCUACCACCUGCAGGAGGAGUUCGGCUCCACCUUUCCCGCAGACAGCGUGCUGCUCGACCUGGAGAGGACGCUCAUGCUGCCCCUGACCGAGGGCUCGCUACGUCUGCGGGCUGACGACGAGGACAGCCUGACCUCCGAGGACUCCUUUUUCUCCGCCACCGAGCUCUUUGAGUCCCUGCAGGUGGGAGACUACCUGGUGCCCCUCUCCAGGCCCGCCGCAGCCUACGAGGAGGCCCUGCAGCUGGCCAAGGAGGGCAGGGUGCCCUGCCGGACCCUCAGGACUGAGCUGCUGGGCUGCUACAGUGACCAGGACUUCCUGGCCAAGCUACACUGCGUCCGGCAGGCCUUUGAGGGCCUUCUGGAGGACCCAGGGAACCAGCUCUUCUUUGGGGAAGUCGGCCGGCAGAUGGUGAUGGGGCUGAUGACGAAGGCUGAGAAGAGUGCCAAGGGCUUCCUGGAGAGCUAUGAGGAGAUGCUGAGCUACGCCCUACGGCCUGAGACCUGGGCCACCACGAGGCUGGAGCUGGAGGGCCGCGGGGUGGUAUGCAUGGGCUUCUUCGACAUCGUGCUCGACUUCAUCCUCAUGGACGCUUUUGAGGACCUGGAGAACCCGCCAUCCUCUGUGCUCGCCGUGCUGCGGAACCGCUGGCUGUCCGACAGCUUCAAGGAGACGGCCCUGGCCACUGCGUGCUGGUCAGUCCUGAAAGCCAAGAGGCGGCUCCUGAUGGUGCCCGACGGCUUCAUCUCCCACUUCUACUCCGUAUCGGAGCACGUUAGCCCUGUCCUGGCCUUCGGUUUCCUCGGCCCCAAGCCCCAGCUCGCAGAAGUCUGUGCUUUCUUCAAGCACCAGAUCGUGCAGUACCUGCGGGACAUGUUCGACCUGGACAAUGUGCGCUACACCUCGGUGCCCGCGCUGGCCGAUGACAUCCUGCAGCUGUCCCGGCGCCGCAGUGAGAUCCUGCUGGGUUACCUGGGGGCGCCGCUGGCCAGCAGCAUCGGCCUGAAUGGGGCACUACCCCGAGGGAACGGGCCCCUGGCGGAGCUGCAGUAGCGGCAGGCGCAGGCUGGAGGGGAUGCUGGCUGCCCAGGCCCCCGAGCACUGGUGACGGCAGAGAAGCUGCUGCUCCCUUUGGGUGGCACCCGAGGGCCCUGAUGGCCAAGGGCAGGGGCCCCACCCCGUCAUUGGCCUCCCAAGGCUCAGAGGGCAGCAUUCCCAGAGAGGGUGGAGCCCAAGGCUGGGGCCCCCCGGUGGUUCUGGGGGCAGCAGGAGAGGAAGGUCGUGAGGAAGGAGGGCAAGGGACAGUCCAGACCGGAAGGGCCAGGCUGCUAGGAGAGAGGCACUGAGGACAGGUGGGCAGGGCUCAGUGGCGAAGGUCACAGUGUCCGAGCUAGAGCGCCUCGAAGCUGCAGCUGUGUCUGAGUCCAGGUGUCUGCCUGUCCCGCCCUGGCCGCCUCCCUGGAGAUCCUGUGGCUAACUGCAGGUGGGGGACACCCGGGCCGGGACAGAGGUGCUCUGUCCCCCCACAUUCCUGCCCCUGCCAAACAAUGUCAUUCCUCCUCUUCCCCAGUGCUGCCACCAAAGACAGGUUGUGGGGGCGCUGGGUCCCCCGCCCCUGCCCACCCCUCCUGUGAUCCUGGACGUCCUGGGUGGCAGAGAUGGGGCCGGGACCAGGCCCCUCAGCCCCUGUCACCUGUGCCACCAUUGACAGCCCAGGAUCGAGGGUCCCAGGGACCCCGGGGAGGCCCAGAUGCUCGCAGCUGGACAGAGGCUCUCCGGGAGGGUGGGGCUAGGCCCCUGCAGCCAGGCCCUGCGCCUGUCCAUGGCUGCAGGGAUUCUGCUGGCCCUGCAGACCUGCGUCUCUGACAGUGUUUCUGCUGGAGCCGCAAGAUUUAUUUAUUGCCUUAACACUUUACUUGGAGGUUCUGCCCCUUCCAGGUUUCAGGACCUGCAGGAGAAACUGGCUCCUUUUCCAGGCUGGGGCUGGCGCCCUGCGCCUGGGACUAGGGCCUCUCCUUGGGGCGGAACAGCUGGGAGGGGCUGCAGCAGGACAGGGGCAGAACCUGGUACCACCCUGCAGGCCCCUGGGCGGGGCUCCGGCUCCAGGCUCCUCCCCCUAGCUGCACCUCACAUUCCGUUUGUUUGCACUUACCCGAGCUAUGAACGUGGCCCGGCCCGCUUGGUUUGCCCCAGUCAUCGGAAGUGGCAUUUGUGUUCAUCUUUGUUUACACGUCUUCGUGCUGCCGCGUUCAUGGCUCCCACCUUCUGUACGCACAGCGCUGGCCUCGACCUGAGUCAAAUAAAAGAUUGAGCCCUGG
Messenger RNA from Heterocephalus glaber (naked mole-rat), 3276 nucleotides. It is a transcript of the gene Miga2, whose product is annotated as mitoguardin 2. The record is from RefSeq and is a predicted model, not a curated record. NCBI's taxonomy places the organism in Eukaryota, Metazoa, Chordata, Mammalia, Rodentia, Bathyergidae. Gene Ontology annotation, biological process: mitochondrial fusion.